CGGAACCAGUCACCACAUCAGCCUCCACCGGCUGAGAGACUGCUGGGUCAUCUGUCGUUAGCUUUUGUUAUACUUCGAUACUCUUUAUCUACAAUAGACGCGUUUUAACGGUUGUCCUUGCAGUAUUUCCUGAUUUUUUGGCCCUGACGUUGCUACUCACUGACAAUGGCUGAUCCGAAAUACGCAAACUUGCCAGGAAUUGCUUUUAACGAGCCCGAUGUCUAUGAGACCGGUGACCUUCCAGAAGAUGACCAGGCUCAGUUUGAGUCGGAGCUGGAGGAGCUCUGCAGUGAUAGUGUGGAGAGGAUCGUGGUCAACCCCAACGCAGCCUACGACAAGUUCAAAGACAAGCACGUUAACACAAAAGGACUUGACUUCUCAGACAGAAUCAGUAAAAGCAGAAGAGUGGGCUAUGAGUCGGGAGAUUUUGAAAUUCUUGGAGAGGGUUCUGGAGUGAAGGAAACGCCCCAGCAGAAGUACCUGCGACUGGUGAACGAGAUCCAAGAACUCACUCAGGAGGUUGACACCAUCCAGACUGCCACCAAAGAAAGUAAUGCAGAAGAGCGUCUGACCCCGGUGGUCCUAGCCCAGCAGGCGGCCCAGCUCAAACAGCAGCUGGUCUCUGCCCAUCUCGACACUCUCCUGGGACCUCAGGCACACAUCAACCUGGCUGACCCAGAUGGAGCACUGGCCAGGCGUCUGCUCACCCAGCUGGAGGCAGCGAAGGGCAGCCGCAGCAGCACCACAGGGGAUGGCAAGCCAGCAGCAUCAGCUAAAGGCCCAGAUGGAGUGGUACUCUAUGAGCUGCACAGCAGACCUGAGCAGGAGAGGUUCAACGAAGCUGCCAAGAUGGCAGAAUUAGAGAAGCGUCUAGCUGAGCUGGAGAUCACUCUUGGCUCAGGAUCAGACAAGCAGGGGCCUCUGAGUGCAGGAGUACAAGGAGCCAGUUUGAUGGAAACCAUAGAGCUCCUCCAGGCGAGGGUCAGUGCCCUAGACUCUACUACUCUGGAUCAAGUGGAGGCAAGGCUGCAGAGUGUCCUUGGAAAGAUGAAUGAGAUUGCCAAACACAAAGCAGCCAUUGAGGACGCUGAAACUCAGAACAAGGUGACACAACUCUACGAUGUGGUGCAGAAGUGGGAUGCCAUGUCCACUUCCAUACCUCAGGUGGUGCAGAGGCUGGUAGCUGUCAAGGAGCUGCAUGAGCAAGCCAUGCAGUUUGGGCAGCUGCUGACCCACCUGGACACAACUCAGCAGAUGAUCAACAACUCUUUGAAGGACAAUAACACUCUGCUAACACAGGUCCAGCAGACAAUGAAGGAGAACCUUGUCGCUAUAGAGGAGAACUUUGCUGCACUAGAUCAGAGGAUGAAGAAGCUGUCCAAAUAAAUCAGCCCAGAGUCGGGACCGGUCCGGGAGAGAGUGUAGAACAUGGACUAAUGAGACAGCUACAUAGAGAGUACUGAGGGUUGGUUUCUGUUUUUUUGGGGGGGUUUUUUUUUUUUUUUUUUUGGUCUGUCAUUCUUUCACUCUCCACAUCUGCCUCCUCCUUUCUUCACAAAGUGGAAUAUGAAAGAUGGAAAACAUGGAAUAAUAACAAAACAGAAGAAGACCAAAUGUUCUGUCCAGUCUCUGAUCCUCUUCCAUUCUCCUGCAUUAAAAAAGUAUCAACACAUUGGUUCAUUCUCUUAGAAAAGCCACUGAUCGCAGGCACAUGUUGAGCUUAUUGACUUUUAGACUGGAUUGUUUUUAUAAUUAUUCUUAGUAUUAAACAUGAGAAUUAUUCCAUUCCUUUUGGAAGCUUACACUCUUAUUGGAUAUGUACCGUAAACUUUGGUCAAAUUACAUCGACUGUAAAUGAUGAUGGAUGACGCAUGUCGUCAACUGUGUAAAAAUGAAUAAAUAUUAAGAUGGGUUUGUCUUAGUGUAACGGGCACUUCGGGCAUGUGUCAGGGCCAACAGUGAUGGAAGGAAAGCUUGUAAAUAAAUCUGCCUGUGUACCUUAUUGUUUCUUCACACUCAGUCGCUUGUAACUAUAUUAUUAUGACUGAGGCUGAACACCACAGCUGAUACUUUUAAUCUGCUCUGUCAUCACGUACAAGUCGACUGUAUUGUCCAUCUGUGGUCACAGAAACUGGUCAAUAAAAUGUUAAAAUUA
Messenger RNA from Sphaeramia orbicularis (orbiculate cardinalfish), 2155 nucleotides. It is a transcript of the gene dctn2, whose product is annotated as dynactin 2 (p50). The transcript has 15 exons. Lineage: Eukaryota; Metazoa; Chordata; Actinopteri; Kurtiformes; Apogonidae. Gene Ontology annotation, cellular component: dynactin complex. The coding region runs from base 166 to 1386 and encodes 406 amino acids. The record is from RefSeq and is a predicted model, not a curated record. Gene Ontology annotation, biological process: microtubule-based process.